GACAAUGAAGGGCGAAUGAGGAGUGACGGAGCUCUCGAAGCUUGCGCUCCAGAAUCGGAAGGAGUGGAGCGAGAGUAUGGGCGACAAACCGCUCUGGAACAAAGAUUUAAUCAACAUCUCUUUGAAUCCGGAAAAGUCGCCUACCUUUUUCCUCUGGAUUUGGAUCCCUUUCCUGCUCUUUCGGCUCCUCUUCUAUAAAACGCCGACCUACUGCUACUGCUUCCGCCUCUGUGUUCUCAGCCAUGGUGCUCGAGGGUCAUCCCCAGACCAAGGUUGAGAUCGGCAUUCCAUCGAACGAUUCGUGCGCGCCGGCGGCGGCAGCGAUCAAGUCCUCAAAGAGGAGCAGGCUGAAUAAGACCCCUCAGCGCGGCCUCGGGGUCGCGCAAUUGGAGCGUCUCCGCUGCCUCGAAGAGCAGCACAAGAACGCCGGCGACGCUUCUUCCUCCUUGGACCCCUCACAGCCUUUUGGACUCUCGCCGCCGCCACGGCCUGUAACCGAUGCCGCCGCCGUGAAUGAGCAGCAACGGCCGCACCAGCAACAGCCGCCAGGAUUUUCCCCGACGCUUUGGGAUGCUGUCGAUCUUAACGAUGAUCCUUCAGUGAAGAAAAUCGAAACCCCUUUUUUCAGUAGCAAUGCCCGAUCGGCAAACUUGGUCUACAUGAAGCGGCAACAGCGACCGCCAACUGAACUGGUGAAUUCUUCUUCGACAUUUCUCAUGUCACCUGGAGUGAAUCAGCCUAUGGAGCCCCCUUCAAACCAAAACACCUCUAACAAUUACGACUUGCUUUCUUGUUGGAGAGAUCAGGGAAAGAAUUUAGUAGAAAUAGUUGGCAACAAGCUGUCUCACCCUUCUCACCUCGACAAUCCCACGGCCUAUUACCCUCAAAAUCCUUUGCUCUCCAGAGACGAUUACUGGCCACCAAUUCCGUACACUUGCCGAAAAAGGUCAGAUGGAUGCUCGUCGACAAAUGACAGUAAUUUGGGAAAACAUGAAUUCCAAGCUAUUAGAGGAACCACUUCAACUUCCUUCAUGGACAUGAGGAGUUCGGAUAGUUAUAGUGAGAAAAGGAACAAAGAAGGUUGCAGGGGUAAUGAUGGUGUUCGUUUUAGCUUAGGUUCGGUCUCCACAUCGAGUUCGCGAUCUAUUGGCAACCCUGCAUAUCGUCAGUAUGAUUGUCCUAAUUUUGGAUUGCAACAUAAUCAGAAAAGCUCGGACAAUGUCUCUUCAUCUAAUGGAGUACUGUUCUAUAAUUUCCUGCCUCCUGGUCCAACUAGAAAUGAGAAAAGAGCAUCUGAGAUGAGAGAACCACUAGCUGGUGGCAUUGAUCUCGACCUGAAACUUUAGGAGAUUUUUGUGCUUUGGAUGGAUUCUUCGUACAAAUAAUUAUUCCACGGUCAUCUUUGGCUAUUUAUUGUAUCAAGGGAGACUUGAAUCACUAGAGGAGUUUCAGCACAGUGGACAGGCAGCGACAAGCACCGCACCCAAAAUUUCAGCUACACCUUGUUGAUGGGUCAAGAACAAUCCAUCAUUCGCUUGAUUCAAAUUAAUCGUAUGGACAACCAUAUAAAACAGAGUAACGGUGUAUCAAACGUUAAGAUCUCUACUUCAAUAUUUGUCGUUUGUUCAGUGUCUUUUCUGAUGGAUUAAAUGUAUCCCAUGCGGUUGUAAUUCUUCUUUCUUUAGUAAAAGUGUAAAACCCACAGAGUGUUCCAGUUAUGAUGCAAGUGAGAAUGAAAGACGCUGAACUUUUUCAA
Messenger RNA from Zingiber officinale, 1756 nucleotides. RefSeq lists its product as uncharacterized. The transcript is spliced from 6 exons. The record is from RefSeq and is a predicted model, not a curated record. Gene Ontology annotation, molecular function: DNA-binding transcription factor activity. NCBI's taxonomy places the organism in Eukaryota, Viridiplantae, Streptophyta, Magnoliopsida, Zingiberales, Zingiberaceae. Bases 243 to 1346 code for a protein of 367 amino acids.